Messenger RNA from Acanthopagrus latus (yellowfin seabream), 2263 nucleotides. It is a transcript of the gene phospho1, whose product is annotated as phosphoethanolamine/phosphocholine phosphatase 1. The record is from RefSeq and is a predicted model, not a curated record. Gene Ontology annotation, molecular function: phosphatase activity. NCBI's taxonomy places the organism in Eukaryota, Metazoa, Chordata, Actinopteri, Spariformes, Sparidae. The transcript is spliced from 2 exons. The coding region runs from base 758 to 1612 and encodes 284 amino acids.
AAGAUUGUACUCCACAUCUGCGGGUUCUAUAAUUUGGUUGUAAUGUCAGUGGGCUCUCAGAUGUUGUGCUGUGAGAAAGUAGGUUAGAUCAGCCGGCACAUGAAGUUGGCCGGCUGACAAGUUCUCUCUGGAUUUUCUCACUGUUGGAAUGUUGUUUUUUUUCCCCCGAAAUGUAUCACAUUUACGAAAAUCCUGUCAGGAACAGUGUCGGGCAUCUUUUCUUGGAGGAUUUACCUGAAGGGAUCAGAACCACAUGAGGACAGCAGACCUGCACAGCUGACAUCACCUACAGUCUGAGGUACGCAGGCAGCGGCUUGAUGCGCGCUGGUCUCGCUUGUUCGUGUGGAUGUUUGCAUGCAGAGCUCGGGCUGUGACACGGCCUGAUGCUCGCUUCUGCUCCAGCAGGAUCACCUCCACCUCCUCUUCCUCACUUCUAGCCUAUUCUGUAGAAAAUCCCUCGGUGGAUGCUGCCUCGCCUGGUUUGAAAGAGCUGCCAGCUUUGGCUGUUUCUCUCUUUUGCCUCGCACCUUUCUCAAGUCUAUAUGAUAUUAGAUUAUUAUGUGUGUCCUACUUUAUGUCUGAUUCUGUUUUUACCUCCAUCCCUCGUCUGUAUGCGCUGAUGUUUCCCAGAAAGCCAGCCUCGGUAGCCUCCACCUUACUGUGGCCUGCCUUGCGUGGGAUGCUGGAGAGUGGGAGCGCAAAAGUGGAGAGUUUUUGAUGCCACUCGGCAAAAGUAAGAAGUGUGGCGUAGUCGAUCAUGGGGGAUUCAUUCUUCAACUGCUGUUAUGUCCCACCCAAUCCCCCAGGAGAGGGGGAGCCCGCCAGGUCCAGACGCUCAGAGAUCAUGGCCUCCCAGUCCACUCACAUCCCCAACGACCGGCGCUUCCUCAUCUUCUUUGACUUCGAUGAGACCAUCGUGGAUGAAACCAGCGACGACAUGGUGGUGCAGACCGCCCCGGGUCAGCACCUGCCGACCUGGCUGAAGGACACCUACCAGCCGGGCCGCUACAACGAGUACAUGCAGCGCGUCCUGGCCUACCUGGCGGAGCAGGGCGUCACCGAGAGCGACAUCCGCAACGUGAUGGAGAAGCUGCCCGCCACCCCCGGCAUGCUCACCCUCUUCCAGUUCCUCCGCACCCGGCCCCAGCAGGACUUCGAGGUGGUGCUGCUGUCCGACGCCAACACCUUCUUCAUCGAGUCCUGGCUCCGGCGCGCAGGGGCCCGCCAACUCUUCCACCGCAUCUUCACCAACCCGGCCACCUUCAACAGAGACGGCCGCCUGGUGAUGCGGCCCUUCCACUCCCACGACUGCCAGCGGUGCCCGGACAACAUGUGCAAGCAGGUGGUCGUCAGGGAGUACGUGGCCCGCAGGACGCAGGAGAGGGGCCGCCCCUACCAGCGGGUCUUCUACGUCGGGGACGGAGCCAACGACUUCUGCCCGGCGCUCGCCCUCGGACCCCGGGACGUGGCGUUCCCGCGGCGGGACUUCCCCAUGCACCGGCUGAUCACGGAGACCCAUGAAGCCAUGCCCGGGGAGUUCAAGGCGGUCACGGUCCCGUGGGCCACCGCGGAGGAUGUGGUGCAGCGGCUGAGGAAGCUGGUGGUGGAGUAGAGAGGGAGGCAGGAGGUUAAAGGGCCAGUUGACACUUUUUAAACCAUAAUCUCAGGUGAAAUAGUCCCAGAAACUAAUGUUCGAGGCAAUCAAAUCCUUUGUACUGUGUUAAAAUACAUUAAAGUGUGUCUAUCUGGUGUCCAGCCUCAGUGCCAGAGGUCACUCUCAGACAGAGGCCCAGGUUAAUGAUUCUGCCACUGUCUCAGAUUCGGUGCUUUGUUUUUUGAGGACAUACAUUUUAAAGUUUAAGGGCAUUUGCCAAAUACAGAUAUCCUUUAAAUGGGUCAUGUGUUGCUUUGAACUGUGGGGAAUCUAUGUGAAUUUCAACAGCAAUAUAGUAAAACAAAAACAAAAAAAAAAUGUGACUGGUUGCUCUUGUAUAACAAUUAUAAGUGUGUUUUCUUCUAAACGGCAAUUUUAAAAAUGUAAUAGAUAUUAAAGUAUAAUCUCUCUAGAUGAAAUCAGAGAAACACUGCCGUCUGAUACCAGCAGAUUUGUGUCAAUGUGCCUGUCAGAGAAAAUGUGUCUUAUUUACAAAUGUAUGUUGCUGAUCUGUCUGACUUGUUUAUGAGUCUGUCGUGUCUUCACUGUGUGGGCCAGGCCUACUGAAAGAAACACAAACACCAGCAGGAAUAAAGCCAUCAACUGAAA